AUGGCCUUCCGUGUGUACACAGAGUUGGGCUCCGUUUCUGAAACAUCGACUAUCCUUCCGAAGUACUGCUUGGUGAAGGGUGGUGGGUCAGACAUGAAGCUCCAGAAUGACCAGGUGUGCCCAGAGGUUUUGGCAAUGGGCGUGGUUGGCUCGGCUGACCCUCAAGAUCGCCUGAUGAAGUUGGUGGAUCCUGCAGGACAAUGUCUGGAAGCUGGCAAAGACGGUACCUUCCCAACACUGAAACGUUCCUCUUGCGACUCUCAGAAGCCCAAGCAGCUGAUUUCACCCAUGGCGAUCCCAUCCUUGCUCUGGAGCAUGCAUCAGGUUGCGGACCGAAAUGCUCAACAAGACCUUCACUUGUCGUACUCCUCGUUUUGUGGAGCUCACGGUGCUUUGUCAAGCCUUGCCUUUCAGCAGAUCUUCGCAGGAGAGGGCAGAAGAAGAUCAGCAAGGCCACUGUCUUCCUGUCAUUUUGCUCCAGUCAUCAAAUUUGGCACAUUCGUUGCAACAGGGAUCACCAGAGACAAGACGACGAGCAAUUGGCCGAAUUGGAACACGCAGAUGGCGGACAACCCCAUUCAGUGUCCAGAUGGUGAAGCCUUGACAGAUACGAGUGCAGCCGCAUUGGCGGCUUGGGUGCCCAAUAUGAGUACUUUACCAGUCAGGUGGAAGUCCCUACGUUCGAUGCGAAUCCAAACAACUGGUUGA
Messenger RNA from Durusdinium trenchii, 708 nucleotides. The record is from the annotation of a GenBank genome assembly. Lineage: Eukaryota; Dinophyceae; Suessiales; Symbiodiniaceae.